AUCCUUUAAACAGAACAAUUUGUCCGACAUGAUGAAGUCCCGACAUUUUUCUCAGUACACUUGUAUGAUGACCGCAUGUUCUUUGUAACACACAAAUUAGAUUUUCGUUUAAAAUUUGGCGCCGAAACACACAAACGUCAUUGUCAAUGACAAAAUUGACAGCAAAAAACAGUUACUAUUGGUUAAGCCAAUCAGAGAACAGAUAUUUCUUCUUUCGGGCAGUGUUCAAGAUUGAAAAUGGAGCACCAACGAACAGCAGAAUUGACUGAUGAACAAUUGGAAACAAUUUUAAACGAAUCUGAAUUUGAAGAUGAGGAUUCGGAUACAGCCGAACCCUUCCCAGAAGAUUUAGACCACCUUUGUAGUACAACGUCAGAAUCUGAAGCCGAACCAGAAGCCACACCGCAACCAGUACAGAUAGCAACUAGCCUGAGAAGAGUGCGUACUAGAGGUGGUUAUCGUUCUCGAGGUAGAGUACUUACUCGAGGCGGCAGGGCCCAAAGAUUUCCAGUUACUCCAGAAAAUGAAGAACUUUGGGGGAGACGGAGUUUUACUAAGUCAAUGCCACAUUUGCAAGAGCCUUCUUAUCCAUCUAAUAAUGUAAAUUCCGAAGAUUUAAUGAAAUACCUUAACGAGUAUAUUGACGACAAUUUGAUCGAUACCAUUGUUCAAAAAACUAAUCAGACUUCAAUUGAAGAAUUUAACUAG
This is a messenger RNA of Colias croceus (clouded yellow), 708 nucleotides long. RefSeq lists its product as uncharacterized. The record is from RefSeq and is a predicted model, not a curated record. Bases 238 to 708 code for a protein of 156 amino acids. NCBI's taxonomy places the organism in Eukaryota, Metazoa, Arthropoda, Insecta, Lepidoptera, Pieridae. The transcript is spliced from 3 exons.